CUCCGCUUUGAGUUGCAACCUAAAGUCACUUCAGAGAUCAGCAUUCGACAAAAUAUUCAUCAGGCGCUUCUGGAUUCAUUCGGCAUAACUGGGGGCUCGAUUCAUCUCGAUAUCCUGUGGGUAUCAGAUGAUGGACUAGAGACCGUUGUUCGAGUAGAUUCACGAGACGCGAGAAAGGUUUUGGCUGCAGCAACCUCUUGGUCUUCUCCAAAAUUCCAGCUCGUGAAGGAAUCACCUUUUCUUCCAUCACUGUUAGCUCGAGAUAUGAUUUUGUAA
Lentinula edodes (shiitake mushroom) is the source of this 276-nucleotide messenger RNA. RefSeq lists its product as uncharacterized. The record is from RefSeq and is a predicted model, not a curated record. The transcript has 2 exons. The annotation marks the transcript as partial. NCBI's taxonomy places the organism in Eukaryota, Fungi, Basidiomycota, Agaricomycetes, Agaricales, Omphalotaceae.